Molecule: messenger RNA, 1023 nt
Organism: Sinocyclocheilus grahami
Lineage: Eukaryota; Metazoa; Chordata; Actinopteri; Cypriniformes; Cyprinidae
Product: UPF0160 protein MYG1, mitochondrial-like
Exons: 4
Coding region: 69-950 (293 amino acids)
Cellular component (GO): cytoplasm; nucleus
Source: RefSeq, a predicted model, not a curated record
UGGCGCUAACGCUGCUUCUCCAGCCGCUGAACCCCUUCAGGAGGAGGAGGAAGAAGAAGAGGUAGCUGAUGCACGUGCUCCGCCGGUCGGUCAGUCAAGUGUUUCUGAAUAACGCUCUUCUGAGGAAGAUGAAGAUGAAGAUCGGGACUCAUAACGGCACCUUUCACUGCGAUGAGGUUCUGGCGUGUUUCCUCCUGCGACAGCUGCCGGAAUACAAGGUGCUAUUCAUCACUAUAUUCACACUCUGCUACUUCACUUCAGCAUCAGAUAAAGCACUCACCAGACUCUUCAUCACACACAGGAGAAUGAUCAUCUGUGUGCUUUUCACCAUCUGUGUGCUCUUCUUCAUCUGUGUGCUCUUCACCAUCUGUGUGCUGUUCAUCAUCUGUGUGCGCUUCAUCAUCUGUGUGCGCUUCACCAUCUGUGUGCUGUUCACCAUCUGUGUGCUGUUCACCAUCUGUGUGCACUUCAUCAUCUGUGUGCUGUUCAUCAUCUGUGUGCUCUUCAUCAUCUACUCCAGCCGGUGUUCUGUGUUAGUGAAUGCGUGCAGCAUGGCUCUGGUGUGUAAUAGCGGUCCUGUGCAGGUGGAUCCCAGCGGGGAGCUGCUGCUGCUGGCUCAGGGAGGCUGUCCCUGGAAAGAGCAUCUGUUUGCGCUGGAGAAGGAGCUGAAGGUGGACGUGCUCAUCAAGUUUGUGCUGUACCCGGAUCAGAGCGGACACUGGAGAGUGCAGUGUGUCCCGGCCGGACUCAACACCUUCCAGAACAGAUUGAGUCUUCUGGAGGAAUGGCGAGGCGUGCGAGACGAGGCGCUGUCGGAGCUGAGCGGGAUUCCCGGCUGCAUCUUCGUCCACGCCAGCGGCUUCAUCGGAGGGAACCGCACGCAGGAGGGAGCGCUGGAGAUGGCCAAGAGAACGCUGCAGACCGCACCCAGAGCUGUACCCAGCACCUGAUCACAUCACUCACUAAUAAAUACAACAGCUCUUGUGCUUGUGUUCAUGCUUCUGUUUGUGUUCACUGUAGAAA